AUGAAUCAAGACGAAGUUUAAGAAACAAUUGAACAAGCUCUUAGUAUUGAUGCUUCAAGUAUACAGAUUGUUGUUUAAGAACCAGAGAGAAAAAUACUCUCAUCUGUCACCUACUAUCCGAUAGAUAUUUAACUAGGAGAAGUAGAAAAAAUAACAGUUUAUAAAAGAUAUAGUGAAUUCGAAGCUCUGUAUUAAGUGUUGGAGAUGAAAUAUCAUAACUUUAAGUUUCCUGAGCUGCCAUCUAAACUUUAAGUUUUCAAUAAAAGUUAAACAAGAAAAAAAUCUUUUUAAGAAGUGUUUGACACAAUCUUAAAAUAUGCAGUAAUGUAUCCUGAAAAGAGACUAGAUUUCAUACAAUCAUUAUUUGUUUUUCUUCUUGAGGAUAUAAAGAAUAAAGGAAAGAAAAGAAGGAUUAAAAAGUCUUUUACUCUAGAUAAUUCAGAAGCAGGCUUAGUAAGUCCAUCUCUAAUUUCUUAAACUGAAGAGGCUAUUUCUGAAGAUAGCGCAUCAUUUAAUGAUAUGAAAGGUAUUUCAGGAAGUAUGAGUGGAGGUUUUACCCAAUCACCAAUUUAACAAAACAACAACAAUUCAAUCUAAAACGAAAUCGUUUCUAAACUUGGCAGUACAGGCGAAUUAGGAACAACUAAAGAAACUACUAUUUAGAAUGAAACUUAAAAUUUAACACCAAAUGAUAUAAAUACUUAAGAAAAUUAUUAAGUAGAACCAGAGUACACAUUUCAAAGGAGAGAUGCAAUCUAUAAGAUGUCUAUUUGUUCUAAUGAUGAUAUGAUUGUUGAAACUCCAGUAAGAAAAAGAUUAGAUAGUGAAGACUUAGGAAGCAAAUUAUUCAAUUCAAAAUGUAAAGAAAAAGAAUAAGAAUAAAUAACUAAAAUAGAUGAAGUUGAAUCUGAAGAAGAAAAAAUAUCCAAUUUCAAUUUCAAAAUGCAAUUUAAAUUUUAUUACAAAGAUAAAUUCGAUACUUAUUUUGUCAAAUUUAAAGGCCAUGAUAUGCUCCUCUACUCUAAAAUUUAUGACAGCAAUUUCAGCAAAUUAAUUUGCAUACAUGAAAUGAUAAUAAAGAAGAGUGAAACAGAAGAAAAUUUUAUAGAAAUGUAUCAUCAACAUGAUUAUAAACCAAUUUAAAUCUAAACAACCAGUCAGAGAAAAAUGAAUAAUUUGAUAAAUCAGAUAGAAGAAUAUGGUAAAUCUACAAAGUUUGAUUCAUCAAACUCGUUUACUCCAAUUGGAAAAGUUGUGAUGCUAGUAAAUAGAUGCUUAAAUAUUGGAAUUCCUAACGGUGAACCUGUCCUUAUUAAAUUGAAAACACAUCACUUUACAUUUGAGUCUUCAAUUCAUAUUCAUACUUAGAAUGGUAUUUUCAUAAAAUAAGAGUUUUCAUUCCCUAUCAGCAAUCCUUAUGAGACUAUUUACAUAGAAUUUUAUCAUUUGGUAAAUGAUUCUUGGCUUAGAAAAAAGCUUAAAGAAAAUUUGAUUGGUAGAGCUAAAUUUAAUUACAUUGACAUGAUUAGCUUGAAUGCAGGAUAUGUCAUAGAAGGAAUGAUUCUAGAUAUUGAGCUUGUGGAUGAUAAUUAGAACAACCAAAAGAAGAAAGUACCAUUAAAAAUAAGUGUAAGAAAUGAUACGAAUAGGUUUAGCAUUUUCGCUAAGAAUCCUCAAGGUUAUGAAGAGGGAGAAAAAAAAAUGUCAAGCAUAGAUUUAUUUAUUGUCAGUUUUUACAGAUUUAGGAGAAUUAUUGGAUAUAUUUCAAAGUUCUUUUAAAUUAUGGAAGACCUUUUUUACUUUAAAUACCCUAAAUUAAGUAACCUAUUUUUUGCUAUUAUCCUUCUAUAUGUGAUUUGCUGUGACCCUAGUAGAAUUUUCACACAUAUAUUCAUGCUUAUUGCUCUACUUUGUUUAUCAUUUUAAAAGGACAUCAGAUAAAAGUUGGAUGUCUUCUUCAAAGACUAACUUCUUGAUUAAAAAAAUUUGUUUUUUGCAGAGCCAUCAUUUCUCACAGAUGAUGAAGAAUUGUAUGAGCAAAUGAGAAAUAGCUUUGAUAAAAUCAAUAUUUAAAAGAUAGUAGUUGAAGAUAAUGACGAUGAGUCUACUUCAAUAUUCUAAAAAUACUAAAAUUUGAAAAAAAAGUUCACUUAAAUUCACAGGUACCUUACCACUAUAUGCAACUUCUGCGAGAAAAUAAAAAAUAUAUUUACUUGGAAAGACCCAGUAGUGACAACAUAUUUAAUUAUUUUCUUGUUUUUGCUUUGUAUUAUCAUUCAUGCUCUUCCAAUCAGACUCUUCCUGAUAGUUGUAGUUCUAGCUAUUUAUUAGGAUGGUAAAUAAGCGCUUAAAGUAAGGAGAAAUUUUAACAAACAAAUUUCGCUAAGUGUUUGUGAAUACAGUCUAAGAAAAAAUUUAGGUUUGAGUAAGGAUUAAGUAGAUUUUACUAAACAGUGGACUAAAAAUGAGAAAUUGCAAAAAUAAAUUACUGAAGAUUUUUAUUAGCAUUUGUAAGUUGUCUUAUGGGAAGGUUCUUUGAAAAUUUUUGACUGCCCAAUAACUCUAAGUGAAGAAAUAUCUAAGUGCACUACUCUUUUAACACUAUAUGCAGGUGAUAAGAUUUAAGCGAGUGACCAACUUUUUGAAGAGAUUCGUAAAUAGGUGUAUCCAAAAAGGUCUAUAGUGGAAAACAUCUACUAUUAUUUAUUUAAUUUCAUAUAUAACAUUCCAAGCGAUUAUUAUCGCUUAUUGAAUCCUAAUAAAAUACAACAGCAUUUUGAAGAGUAGAAUUAAAGAAAGAAUAAAUAAAUCUAAGAUUAGAAAACCUAGAAAUUAGUUAAUUAAACCAUUAAAUAAGAAAGUAGCUUAUCCCCUAAACUUGAAAAAAAGUCAAAUGCAGAUGAAAGAAAUCUUUCUAAAGAUGAAAAAGGCUUUAACUUGGAAGAUAAAAAGCUAAGUUAAGAGGACAAGAAAUAAAAAAAAGAAGAAUGA
This is a messenger RNA of Tetrahymena thermophila SB210, 2991 nucleotides long. RefSeq names its product PX domain protein. The transcript is spliced from 9 exons. Gene Ontology annotation, molecular function: phosphatidylinositol binding. NCBI's taxonomy places the organism in Eukaryota, Ciliophora, Oligohymenophorea, Hymenostomatida, Tetrahymenidae. The record is from RefSeq and is a predicted model, not a curated record.